ACCCACUCAGUAGGAGCACAUGUCCGCACUGGAUCCAGAUUAUAAAAACAGGAUCCCUUGACAUGAUACAAAUUGGGGAGUACUGUCAUCGAUCAAGUGCCUCUUCUGCGGCCAACUUACAGCCUCACGCUGCUCGCGAAACCAUUAAUGAUGACGCAGCUGAAUCAGGCUUAUCUUGCACCUUAUUCUUUACUUCUCCAAACUUCUCCGACUAUCUCAACGGGAGGACUAAUCCCUCAAACUAAUGGCAGUAAUCUUAAUAUCUCUCAGGAAAUGUUGGGGGAUCUACGUCAUCUCGUGGAAGGUGUGCUGAAGGAUAAAGAACAGCUGAAUGAUCUUUUGGAAACUGAUGGAGAGGAUGUACAAUUGUGGCUUGACGUAUUACAGAUGAUCAUUGAACUUCCUGAUGUUACAGCGGAGCUAAGGUCCUCGAUACUCGACAUGAUGCUUCGCUUCUCCAAGCGUUCAGGCUUGUGUCCGCAACAUCUCAUAGUCGAGAACGUCCGGAUGCUCGGGGACUUUCCCAUUAUUUACGGUGGUUUCGGGGAUGUAUGGAAGGGGAAAAUCGGGGAGCAGGUCGUGCAUUUGAGGGUUUUGAGGACUCAUGUUUCGGAUGGCCCGACGCUUCUGAAGGAAUGCAUGCGAGAAGCAAUUGUCUGGUGGCAGCUCAAACACCCCAAUAUCCUACCAUUCAUGGGUAUGUAUUACCUGGACAAGGCUAGAGAACGGCCGUGCUUGGUUUCUGCGUGGAUGGAACGAGGGAAUCUCGUGCGGUAUUUGAAAGAAAGUCCAAGAGAACAAGUUGAUCACUCAGUAUACAUUGGUAUUCACCGAUCCUUCUACCUUCAUCUCCAAACCAACCCUUCCAUGCUAUAAGUAUAUGAUGUUGCCUCAGGUUUAUCGUAUCUUCAUAUGAUGAACCUCGUUCAUGGGGACCUGAGAGGUGUCAGUAACCACG
This is a messenger RNA of Marasmius oreades (fairy-ring Marasmius), 958 nucleotides long. RefSeq lists its product as uncharacterized. The record is from RefSeq and is a predicted model, not a curated record. NCBI's taxonomy places the organism in Eukaryota, Fungi, Basidiomycota, Agaricomycetes, Agaricales, Marasmiaceae. The transcript has 3 exons. Gene Ontology annotation, biological process: protein phosphorylation. The coding region runs from base 148 to 876 and encodes 242 amino acids. Gene Ontology annotation, molecular function: protein kinase activity; ATP binding.